AUGUCUAUCGGAAGUCCCAUUACCACAAACUUCAAUGAAAACAAUUUAUCGAAAGAAUUUAUCAAUCAAUUUCAACAUCUUACAAAUCAAACGACUUCAAUUCAAUCAAGAUCCUCAAAACUCUUGAAAUCUACUUCAAUUUCAAUACCAAGAUAUGAUCAAUCUGAAUUACAAUUAUCAAAACAGAUUCAAUUUAGACCAGCACUCUUGACUUCAAACAUACAUAGAUUCACUAUCUCAGUCUUACCAAUCUAUGCUACAAUAUCUUAUGAACUUGAUAGAUUAAGAAGUUGGAAAGAUCCAAUUCGUACUGGGAUUUGGGCUACCAUCUAUACGAUUCUUUGGUCCUAUCGUUUAACGUUUUUUGGUUUUCUAUCAAUUGUGUUAUGUUUCACGAUUUCACCCAAUCAAACUUAUUCAAUUUUAUUUCCUACAACGACUGAUACUCAAACGACUUCUACGACAACCUCUACGACCUCUACGCCUACUUUGAUUGAUUCAAAAGAUGAUUUACAUGAAACGUUACCUUUCGAGAUACCAACUGACGAUUUUAUAAUUGAAACUGAUGAAAUUAAAUUAGAAAAUUUUGAAGAAUCACAAAGUGAAGAGUCCAUAAAUUUACCUAAUAUCUUAAUCACCGAGUCAAAUACCACUCCAAUCAAAACCAAGGAUGAUGAAAUCCAUUCAAUUUCAAGUUUAGAAUCAAAUCUUCCACCUAGUUCAAUCAAAUCAUCGGAUUUAUCAAUAGACCAAAGUUUCAACUCAGCUAAAUCUGUGAUCACUAGUUCUACUUCUAUCAAAUCUAAUCAAACAAGUCCUGAUUCCAUCAAAUCAAAAACCCCUAGUUCCAAUUCAACCAAAUCUAAAACACCCAGUUCUAAAUCCACCAAAUCCACCAAACCCUCAUCAACAUCAACUCAAUCUUCCUUCUUACCCACAAAAUAUAGGACACACGUAGAGAAGUAUGGUGGUGGUGUUCAAAACAUUGCGGCAGCAUUAUCAGAUGGACAUGAAAGAUUUUUAAACUUAUUCAAAGGAAAAUAUGUUAAACCGACCACCAGAGCUACCGAACCUGAAGAACUUUGGAUCUCACCUAACAUUAGAUUAAGUUUGAUCAUUACAAUCAUUUUGAUGGUAUCAUAUUUUGUUCCGACUGAAAUUAUUCUACGUAGUAUAAGUUUGAUAAUUGGUAUUAUUUUAUUUGUGAUUGAACCUUUGGAGAAACGAUAUGAAUGGAUUUCAUCAAUUUUAGAUCCAGAACAAGGAAUUUUGAAAGAUGUACCUACUGAUAGAGCAUGGGUUUUAUAUGAAUUAAGACAAAUCAAAAACAAACAGGGUUUGAAAGGUUUAUAUAGAGUUUUAAGUGUUUUGGAUGAAGAAUGUCAUGCGGUUAAAGCAGAAGAAAUUAAAACUGAAGAUGUAGUGAAUUUGAAUGAAACCUCAAUAACUUUAGAAACCACUAGUUUGAAAUCGACUCCAACUCAUUUAUCUAACUCUUCUACUUCUACCAAAUCAAGUAAAAGGAUCAAAUUGGUGAAUACGAGUCGAAAGUUUACAAAGUUUUUAGAAAUCGGAAACGAUUUAUUAAAUUUAGAAAAACCUAUUAAACUAGAUAAUUAUAUCAAUACGAUUCUACAACCUACCAAUUCAUCAAUUUAUUUAAAUUUAAAGACUAAAUUGAAAAAACAAACCAAUACGAUCGAAUCGAAUCUAUCAAAUUUAAUUUUAAGAGAAGCUAAAGAAAUCAAAGAGGUCAAAGAGGUUAAGGAGGAAAAGGAAAAGGAAGAAGAAGAAGAAAUGAUUAGGUUUGGUUGUUGUUUCAAAAGAUUACCCGGAGAAUUAAAAGUAUAUGAAGAGUUUAUUAGAUUCGAUUCAGGUUUUAAUUUCUUAAACAAAUCAUUAAACAAAUCGAAUUCACCUAUCAAUCCAAGUUCUUCUAUGAAUUCAAAUCAUUCUAAUAUAAAUGAUAGUCAUCAAAUUCAAAUUAAUUUCAAUCAAAUCGUUUCAAUUAAAAAAUCAUCUGGAAUUGGUAUUACAGGAAUUUGGGGAUCAAUAGAUGGAAUCGAAAUCGAAGUUGAAAUCGAAUCUCAACAAGGUUUGAUAGUUAAUGAAGUUUAUAAGUUUUGGAAUUUGAAUCAAAGAGAUUUAUGUUUUAUAUUUUUAAUGGUUUUAAGAGAAUGGAAAGAAUCAUCAACUAGAUUUGGAUUAAAUUCAUCUGGUUGGAUUUCUAUUUGA
This is a messenger RNA of Melampsora larici-populina 98AG31, 2235 nucleotides long. RefSeq lists its product as uncharacterized. The transcript has a single exon. Bases 1 to 2235 code for a protein of 744 amino acids. The record is from RefSeq and is a predicted model, not a curated record. NCBI's taxonomy places the organism in Eukaryota, Fungi, Basidiomycota, Pucciniomycetes, Pucciniales, Melampsoraceae.